AUGUCCUAUUCAACAAUGUUUCAAUUUGCUUUCCUCCUCCUCUGUUCCAUCUCGUGGGCUUCUGCUUCUCAUCCUUCCCGCGGAGAUUUUGUUCAGUGCCUUUUGAAUUAUACCGAUAGCCCCUCAUAUUUUGCAAAAGCAAUAUACACCCAAAACAGCUCUUCUUUCACAUCAGUCUUGGACCAGUACAUCCACAAUUUACGCUUCCUUUUACCCGAAGUUCCAAAGCCCCUAGUCAUUAUCACUGCUUUGACUGAAAAUCAGAUUCAAACAGCAAUAUUUUGCUCUAAGAAGUACCGCUUACAAAUGAGAAUUCGAAGCGGUGGCCAUGACUUUGAGGGGAGCUCCUACACUUCUAACGUCCCAUUUUUCGUCCUUGACAUGUCCAACUUUCGUUCAAUCUCCAUAGAUGUUAAAGGUCAAACCGCAUGGGUUGGAGCUGGAGCAACCGUUGGGGAAGUAUACUACAGCAUUUAUGAGGCGAAUAGCACUCUGGGAUUUCCAGCUGCCUACUGCCCUACUGUUGGCAUUGGUGGGCACAUCAGUGGCGGAGGCUAUGGUCCAUUGGUAAGGCAAUUUGGCCUGGCCGCAGACAAUGUCAUCGAUGCUCGUGUCAUCGAUGCAAACGGAAGAGUUCUCGACAGAACGAGCAUGGGUGAGGAUCUCUUUUGGGCUAUUAGAGGUGGAGGCGGUGCUAGUUUUGCUGUCAUUCUUGGAUACAAGUUGAAAUUGGUUGAAAUUCCAGAGGAAAGUAAGAGAACCUGUAACAAGGAUACAUUUGUGUUCUGUUUUCCCGUGGCGAAGUGUGUAACUGUCUGUUUCAAUCAUGACCCAACAAUCUUCCUUGAGUUGGGGUUGAAGAAGCAGGAUCUGCCACCGAAAUGGCUAUGGAUCCAAUAUUUUGCUUAUGCCAGCGGUCUACCAACUAGUAACAUUACAGAGUCCCUGACCAGCAGAGUCUCUUCAGCUAAACUGUAUUACAAGGCUAAAUCCGAUUUUGUCAAAGAGCCUAUCCCUGAAAAUGGGAUUGAAGAGAUAUUGAGAAAGCUUAAUGAAUUACCUCCCUUUAUGGGAAUGCUGGAGUGGAAUCAUUUUGGAGGAGGGGUAAUGGAAACAAUUCCCGAAUCAGCAACUCCAUUCCCACAUAGAGGAAAUUUGUACCUCAUGUGUGAAGGGGUUUCGUGGGAUGAACAAGUGGUGUCCAAGCAGCGUAUUGAUUGGCUGAGAAAGCUUUACAAGGUCAUUGGAAAAUAUGUUCCUAACAAUCCAAGAGCUGGCUAUGCUAACAGUCGGGACCUCGAUUUGGGUGUGAAUAACAAAGGUAAAACAAGUGUUGAAAAAGCAAGGAUCUGGGGUGCUCCAUAUUUCAAGGAUAAUUUUGAUAGAUUGGUCCAAGUGAAAACCAAAGUUGAUCCUUAUAAUUUCUUCAAGAAUGAACAGAGUAUCCCAAUUUCUCAAUGA
Molecule: messenger RNA, 1461 nt
Organism: Coffea eugenioides
Lineage: Eukaryota; Viridiplantae; Streptophyta; Magnoliopsida; Gentianales; Rubiaceae
Product: berberine bridge enzyme-like 24
Exons: 2
Coding region: 1-1461 (486 amino acids)
Molecular function (GO): FAD binding; oxidoreductase activity
Source: RefSeq, a predicted model, not a curated record